Molecule: messenger RNA, 1470 nt
Organism: Meloidogyne enterolobii
Lineage: Eukaryota; Metazoa; Nematoda; Chromadorea; Rhabditida; Meloidogynidae
Source: the annotation of a GenBank genome assembly
AUGUUAAAAAAUGUUCUUUCUACCGAAAAUUUUUAUUAUUCAAUUGGAAUGGACAUUUCACGUUCAUUUCAAUGGUUAAGUGAAAAUGCUUCUCCAGAAUUACAUUCAUUACCUUUACUUCAAAAAGUUGAUAAGAAAUUUGUUUGGAAUGCAAAAUUGAGUGAAAAAUUUGAUACUGUUGAGUUCUCCAAGUUUAUUCAACCUCUAAUUCACGGAUUUGUUGGAAUACGUCGUUGUCGUGUAAACAAUUUAUCAUUUAAUUUGGCAUUAAUUUCUAGGAGAUCAGUUUACAGGCCCGGAGUUCGUUUUCACACUCGUGGUGCUGAUUCAGAAGGAAAUUGUGCAAAUUUUGUGGAAACUGAACAAUUAGUAGAAUUUGAUGUUGGAGGGAAGUCUUCUAAUUCUUCUACUAAUAAUAAAAAAGUGGUUACUUCUAGACAUAUUGCUUCCUUUAUUCAAAUUCGAGGUUCAAUUCCACUUUAUUGGACUCAAAAACCAAAUCUUAAAUGGCAACCGACACCAAGUUUGAAAUCUAGCGCUGAUGAACAAUUUAAUUGUUUUAAACAACAUUUGAAUAAUUUAUUGGAUUGUUAUGGAAGAGAUGCUUUGACUGGAAAUCCUAGAAAAAUUCUUCUUCUAAGCCUUUUAAAUCAAUAUGGAAGAGAGAAGAAUGUUGGCUCACAAUUUCGUUCAGUUGUCGAAAAAAUAAGAAUUCCAAGUGUAAAAUAUAUUGCAUUUGACUUUCAUCGGCAUUGUCAGUCGUUAAACUGGAAAAGAUUAUCCUAUUUAAAAGAAGAAAUUAUGCCUGAUAUUCGACAAUUUGGAUUUUUCUCAACUCAUUUAUCAAUACAAGGUGAUUUUUGGAUUGAGGCUAAUCCAGAAAAUAGGCAAUAUCAAAAUGGUUUUAUACGUACAAAUUGCAUGGAUUUUCAACUUCAAUAUUUUGGUAUUAUAAAUGAAUCAGUUUUUAAUUUUGAUGCUUGGCCAGAAUUUGUUUAUACGUUUAAAAAUUUAUGGGCAGAUAAUGGUGAUAUUUGUAGUAAACAAUAUGCUGGGACUGGGGCUUUGAAGACUGAUUAUACACGCGUUGGAAAACGAACUUUUGGUGGAAUGGUUAAUGAUUUGAAUAAUUCUUUGACUCGUUAUUUUAAAAAUAAUUUUACGGAUGGUUAUAGACAGGAUGCCCUAAAUUUAUUUUUGCUCAACUAUACAGUCGACAGAAAUAGUUUACCUGAGAGAGCAGAUCAUUCAAUAAUUAAUUUUGACAGUAACGGAGCGGCAAUUGCUGGAGCAAUAUUUUCUGUGACUAUGACACUUUUAUGUAUUUUGAUCUCAGAUAAUAUAAGUGCUUCAUUCUUUUGGUUUGUAAUAUUUAUUUUAUUUAUGGGCUUUAUUUGGGUUAAUGGAGAUGAUUUUGUUGAUAAUCCAUUGCUUAUACCGACGUCAGAAAAAAUUGGAAAAAAGGAUUAA